GCGCGUUGCGCGGCCAUGGCGAGCCUGCUGCCGCGGCUCCCCGCCGCCCGCCGCCUCCGUCUCCCCCCGCCGCCCCCCGGCCCGGCGGCGGUGCGGCGCGAGAGCUGGGCUCUGCCCGCCGCCCUGGUGCGCCGGGGCGGCCUGGUGGGCGGCCGGUGGGUGGAGACGCCCGCGGCUUUCCCGGUGCGGGACCCGGCCAGCGGCGAGGAGCUGGGCCGGGUGGCCGACUGCGGGGCGGCCGAGGCGAGCGCGGCCGUGCGGGCCGCGCACGAGGCCGGCGCCGCCUGGAGCCGCCUCCCCGCCAAGGAGAGGAGCCUGCGCCUCCGCAGGUGGUACGAGCUGAUGGUGGAGAACAAGGACGACCUGGCGAGGAUCGUGACGGCCGAGAACGGGAAGCCUCUGAAAGAAGCAGAGGGUGAAAUCCUGUAUUCUGCCUCGUUUCUGGAGUGGUUUGCGGAGGAAGCUCGCCGGGUUUAUGGCGAUGUCAUUCCAGCGUCUGCGAAAGACAGAAGAAUCCUGGUGCUGAAGCAGCCAGUAGGAGUGGCAGCCAUUAUAACCCCAUGGAAUUUCCCCAGCGCUAUGAUUACCCGGAAGGUUGGUGCAGCUCUGGCGGCUGGCUGUACGGUGGUUGUGAAACCUGCAGAGGACACACCUUUAUCAGCACUAGCUCUUGGGGAGCUUGCAAACCAGGCUGGAAUUCCAGCAGGAGUAUAUAAUGUUGUUCCUUGUUCCAGACGACAGGCACCAGCUGUAGGGGAAGUUCUGUGCACUGAUCCAUUGGUAGCCAAAAUAUCUUUUACUGGCUCUACAGCAACGGGAAAGGUACUGCUGAAACACGCAGCUGGCACUGUGAAGCGAGUUUCCAUGGAGCUUGGAGGACACGCUCCUUUUAUCGUGUUUGACAGCGCCAAUGUGGACCGUGCUGUUGCAGGAGCCCUUGCUUCCAAGUACAGAAACUCGGGGCAGACCUGUGUUUGCACAAACCGUUUCCUGGUGCAAAAGGGAAUCCACGACAAAUUUGUGGAAAAGUUUGCUGAAGCUAUAGAGAGAGAACUACACGUCGGCAGUGGAUUUGAUGCAAAAACUACACAAGGGCCACUAAUUAAUGAAAAAGCAGUGGAGAAGGUAGAGAGACACAUUCAUGAUGCAGUUUCUCAAGGAGCAUCUGUUGUGACUGGAGGGAAACGACACAGCUUGGGGAAGAAUUUCUUUGAGCCAACAUUACUUAGUAACGUUACAACAAAAAUGCUUUGCACCCAUGAGGAGACAUUUGGCCCUUUAGCACCAGUUAUCAAAUUUGAGACUGAAGCAGAAGCUAUUGCUAUAGCAAAUGCAGCUGACGUGGGUUUAGCAGGCUAUUUCUACUCCCAAGAUCCAGCUCAGAUCUGGAGAGUUGCAGAACAGCUGGAAGUUGGAAUGGUUGGUGUUAAUGAAGGCAUAAUUUCCUCAGUGGAGUGCCCUUUUGGUGGGGUGAAACAGUCUGGCUUAGGGCGAGAAGGUUCAAAAUAUGGCAUCGAUGAGUACUUAGAGAUAAAGUACGUCUGCUUUGGAGGCUUAUAAAAAUCUUCAAAAAGCACAAUCCCAACAGUUUGGAAAAAAAUGCUGUAGUUCUAAUAAGCUUCUUGACCCAGAAAUAUGUACAAAUGCAACUUCUACCUUCUUUAAAACUAAGCAAUGCUGUUCUUCUGUAUGUGUAGAGAUAUGUACAGUAUUCUGUGCUGCCAUGUGUUUUUACUUGUACCUCGCUUAUACAUCCAGUUUUUUCAGCAAUGUGAUCACAAUGUCCAUAAUUUUUAGUAAGGAGUAGAGAAGAACGCCCAUUUAUUAUUCUUGGAUUACCCCCAUGUAAUGAGGAGGUCUUGGAGGCUUCUGCAUAAUGAAAAUAGAUCAUAACCUAUAGCAAGGGGAAACUAGACCACCAUUUUCUACUGCCUCUAAAGUUUAAGUGUAGAUGUGGGAGGAUUUGGAGAUGGCAGUCUCCCUUUAGAAAUUUGUGUAAAUACUCACAUUUUCUAAUGUGGUUAUGUGACCUUCUUUUAGAAGCAGGCACGUCUCUUUUAACGGUGGGAGAAUCUGGUGUGUCUGAACGGUGAGGAAUUGCUUUUAGCCAGAGCUAGGCAUCCAUGCAGGCAAAUGGACAGCUUUUUCAGUGCAUGUUAAUGCUGGCUGCAGAGCUGUCCCCUGGUCAGCUUUGAGCUUCUGAGCAAAGAGCUGUAAUUGAUGCCUAACAGCUUGCAUACCCAGGGUCUUUGAUGUCUGUGAGCCCCAUCAGUCCCGGGAACAAGACAGUCCAGGACAAGGAGUUGCUGGCUUAGUGAGUAGCAGGAGGAAGAUGGGAUGCUUACUUGCACAAGUAACUUGGGGGACACGAUAGGGCUGUGUGAAGGAAGUACAAGUGGUGACAUAAUACAGAUAAACUCCCUCCCAUGAAAAGGAUGUGACUCUCCUUGGGUAGAAGUACAGUCACUGAUGUAAACGUUGCUCAGUGUCUAAAGGAACAUUACUCACCAUCUCCAAAGAACAGGAGCAGGUUGAUGGUUCCAUUCCUACAGGCUUUGUGCCUUGAAUUGGAUUUGUAGUUACAUGGGUGAAUGUCCAUUAGGGAGGAAGGUUUAAAAACCUUUGAACUCAGCUAAUGUGUGACCUAAUAAAGAUUUAAAGAGACAUGAUUAGAGGUGAGACUUCUACACAUCACCUCCCUAUUUUGUCAUCUUCAGAAGAUGAUAUAAAGCUUCCUUAAUAUAAAAUGAACAAUGCUGUUUAAACAUUAUUUUAAUGGCAGUCAAAAGAAGCACUUUAAAAAAUGUGCAAUGUUAAUCUGGCAAAUGUAUCAGCACUGCAGAGGCUAGGGCAAAUUAACCAACACAGGAAACAAAAUUUAUUUUAUUUGGUGGGGCUUUACCCACAAAUUAUUAAAAAUAAGUAAAAGAAGGCAACAAAGAUCUUCUUCCUAUACACUAAUGAAUGUGCCCUAUGAAAUGGGAUAUUUUAAGAUAUUUUAUCCAAUCAGGCAAAGAAGUACCAGGUAACACACAACUUGGGGACAAGGGUGGGUGGGAGAGAAAAAAAGCAAGCCAGAACGAGUUUCAUGGGGCUUUUUUGAAGCGCACGUAAGGUAGCGUUGACUGCUACUUACUAUUUCUUAAAUAUUUUUUAUUAAUAUUUGUGUAACAUUUGAGACCAGGUAGGUCUGGAGCACAUUAUCUGUCAGUAGAGUGUGUGUGUGCAUCACGACAACCGAAGGGUGGUUAAAGGACACUUACUGCCCUGCCAGUAAUUUCCAAUGCGCCAAAAAUACACAUUUAAGAUGGUGAGGAUAUAAUACUGUUAUCAGUUGCAGCAUAUGUGCUUGUUAUCAAGAACACAAAAAAGGAUGGCCUAUUUCUACACUAGUUGCAAGAAACUUUCUUAUAGCAAACUUCUUGGCUUAGGCUGUUGAACGCACAGGUUGCCUGAAUUUGGAGAAUACAGUGGUGUGGAAGAGGAAGCUGCUAGAACGAGUCACUAGGUAGGUCGUAACUUGGUGCCUGGGUACCACAAUACAGUAAUGUAGGUAUUGUACACAGGUAGAAUAUCUGCCACUGAAAUUGCACAGACUUAAAAUAUGUCUUGCCUGUGAACUGCAGUCUAAGGUCAAAAUUAAAGUUAUCUCAUUUAUUCUGUAUGACAGUGCAGUCUUGAAUGUGGGUGUACUUCUUGGGACAGGGCAGGUGGAGUAUAAAUCCUUUAACUUUCUGCUUUAUUCAUUGCAAAGUUAUUGAUCUGAUGCACUUGUGCGUUUAAAAUUAGGGGUGUCUUCUGAGAAUAGCACUGUUAAAAUUAAUGUGUUUACUUUUUUUUCUUACAAAUAAUACCUUUUACUAUGCCUAAUAACAAGCACAACUCCUAACUAAAGAUAAGGUAUGUAAUGAACUUCAAGAAUACCUUUGUCUUGAUUGGAUUGUGGUUGGAUUCCAGCAUAGUAUCCUUGUGUCAGUAAGGUCUCCAUCAGCUAAGCACAGAAUAAUCUUAAAGUUGUCUUUAUAGCAAAAGCUGUGAUUCUUCAACAAAAGAUCUACUUGAAUUUUCACACCUCAGUUAUGUUGAUUACAGUUGUGAUAGUUUAGCAAUUUCUAGAUAUUAAAACUGAUGGAAAAAUGUUUUCAGUUAAUAAAUAAUGUCUGUGAAAGCACUG
Tyto alba (common barn owl) is the source of this 4174-nucleotide messenger RNA. RefSeq names its product aldehyde dehydrogenase 5 family member A1 (gene ALDH5A1). Gene Ontology annotation, biological process: GABA catabolic process. The coding region runs from base 16 to 1560 and encodes 514 amino acids. The transcript is spliced from 10 exons. Gene Ontology annotation, molecular function: succinate-semialdehyde dehydrogenase (NAD+) activity. NCBI's taxonomy places the organism in Eukaryota, Metazoa, Chordata, Aves, Strigiformes, Tytonidae. The record is from RefSeq and is a predicted model, not a curated record.